CAACAACGCUACACCUCCCCCUCAGCCGAUUAAAACCCCUCAAUCAAACCGCGUAUGCCUCUCUCUCUCAUUCAUUUUAUCUCUGUUUAACUUUCGUUUUCGCUAACUUUUCCCUCACCCAAUCACACCUAUAUAGUCUGAAACAAACCCCCACACUUUCGGUAAUUUCCACCAACUCUUCCUCUUCCCCUCUCUCUAAAAUAUCAUAACCCCAUAUUCCGUUGCAGAGCACCACAAAAACUGUACAAACAGCCCCCUCUUUCUUUUCAACCAAAAUCAGAAGCCAAACAAGUUUCAGAGGAAAUUUUAAACAUGUUUACCUCAACCUCGAAAAUGCAGUGUUCCAGUAGUCCUGUCCUCUCGCUCUCGCUCUCGCCCAGCUUCAACAGCUGUUCUUCGAACAAACUCGCUGAAAUCGCAGCCAGAGUUGUCGAAGAGUUCAAAGCAGAAUCAGAGUCAGAACUCGACCAUGAAUUCGACUUCAAAGACGAAGAAACAGGAAAUGAUACAGUUGUGGAAGAAAAGAACCCACAAUUUGAAGAAGAAGUGGAAGAAGAGAAGAACAACGAUGAGGAUAAGAAUGAAGAAGAUGAGGAUGAUGAUGAGUUUGAGUUUGCUUUUGUUUCCAGAGAGGCUGAUUCGUCACCGAUUUCAGCGGAUGACAUCUUCUACAACGGUCAGAUUCGACCUAUGUUUCCGGUUUUCAACCGAGAUUUGUUGUUAGGUGACCUUGAAAUUGAGAGUUACGAGCCUUCCAAGCCUCCGAUCCCGACUCGGCUCUCGUUGAGGAAACUGCUGAGCGAAGAGCGCUAUCCUUCGUCUUGUUCUUCGUCGGAGGCCGACGAACUCGACGGAGUCCAGCCGGGAACUUACUGCGUCUGGACUCCGAAAGCGGCGACGGCGGAAAAGUCGCCGGAAUGGCAUAAGAAGAGCAAUUCGACUGGCUCGUCGAAACGGUGGAAGUUUCGAGACCUGAUUCACAGGAGCAACAGCGACGGCAAGGACGCGUACGUCUUUUUAACUCCUACAAAAGCCAAUUCGAAGAAAAAAGACGAAAAAAAUGAGAAAUUCACCACCGGAAAAGUGAAGGACUGCGGCGAAGGUAUGACGGCGGCGCAGUAUGCGAAGAACAACAGAAUGAUGAAGGAAGGUGAGAGAAGACGAUCAUUUUUGCCUUACAGGCAAGAUUUGGUUGGGUUCUUCGCUAACGUGAACGGGUUGAGCCGGAAUCUUCAUCCUUUUUGAAAAGCUGAGUUGGUGAUUAGAUUUUUAGGGUUUUAAAUUUUAAUUAUGAAAAAAAGACUAUUGGUAUUAGAAAAAAUAGAGAGUUUUGGGGAAUAUGUUUGUAAUUAUGCUUCCAAUAUUAGUUAUAGUUUUGAGUUUUUCUGUCCAGAAAUGGACUGCUAGGCUUCCAGCCUUCUAAUUUUGGUAUUUUACAUAUUUAUAUUUAUUUUGGCAUAUAGUGAUGUAUUUAACUUAUUUUUUAAAGGGUAGAAAGAGAUAAAAAUAACUUUGCCACAUAGAGAGAAUCAAGAAUCGAAUCGAGAGUCGAAUCAUCUUUGUUUGUAAUAUUGGAUGGAUAAUUUGUCAAUU
Molecule: messenger RNA, 1593 nt
Organism: Ilex paraguariensis (yerba mate)
Lineage: Eukaryota; Viridiplantae; Streptophyta; Magnoliopsida; Aquifoliales; Aquifoliaceae
Source: the annotation of a GenBank genome assembly